GUAUCAAGGAAAAGCAAGUCAAACUAACAAGUAACAACCCAACCGCAGAAACAUACAUAUAUCUACCGCCCCAGAUAUUCUCUUGCUUGUAUAAUUGCAUUUUCUCCUUUGAAAUUGAAUGCCAUUCACUUUCCUCUGCUAGAUCUCGGACCCAUUAGCCAAUCCAUAGCAACAACUCUCUCCCAGUGAAGAAGAGCCAAAAACGAAUGGCAAGGGCGGGAGGGAUCACAAACGCAGUGAACGUCGGGAUAGCGGUGCAAGCGGAUUGGGAGAACCGAGAGUUCAUCUCUCACAUUUCCCUCAAUGUUCGCCGCCUCUUCGAUUUCCUUGUCCAAUUCGAGGCUACAACGAAGAGCAAAUUGGCGUCAUUGAAUGAGAAGCUUGACACGCUCGAGCGGCGUCUAGAACUCCUUGAAGUCCAAGUGGGUACUGCGACGGCCAACCCGUCUCUUUUCGCCACAUGAUGUUCGGAACAUGUUGUUGUUGCAAUACGGCUUCUCUGUAAGCAUAAUCUUGUUUGUGUUGUGAAUGUGGACAGAUUUCUUACUUUGUGUCACCGUUUGAAACUAAUGUAUUCGGCUGUUUUCGUGGUUAUAUAACAUGAUCUGUGAUUCAGGUAGUAUGAAUUUUGUGCUUGUGGUCUA
Messenger RNA from Alnus glutinosa, 644 nucleotides. Its product is annotated as protein BRICK 1. The coding region runs from base 207 to 464 and encodes 85 amino acids. Gene Ontology annotation, molecular function: protein-containing complex binding. Gene Ontology annotation, cellular component: SCAR complex. Gene Ontology annotation, biological process: cell motility; regulation of actin polymerization or depolymerization; actin filament organization. Lineage: Eukaryota; Viridiplantae; Streptophyta; Magnoliopsida; Fagales; Betulaceae. The record is from RefSeq and is a predicted model, not a curated record. The transcript is spliced from 2 exons.